AUGUCAAAAGUGCACCCCUAUGAUACAUCAAGCAGGGGAACUCCUUCAUUUCGUCACUUCGUCAUGGCCAUUCAUAAAGUUGGGAAUGGACAUAGUUUUCCCCCUCCCAGCAGGACGAGUUGUGAACAGGAGGUCAUCGUAUUAAUAUGGAAAAACAUAAUAUGUCGUUUCGGCAUCCCCAAAGAAAUCAGCUGCGACAACGGACCUCAGUUCAUUGGAAAGAGAACGAUUGAGUUUUUUGAAAAAUGGCACAUCAAACGAAUACUCUCCACGCUAUAUCACAUUGCCGCCAAUGGUCAAGCCGAAUCCUUCAAUAAAGUAAUACUGAAUAUAUUGAAAAAGAAGCUUGAGGAUGCUAAAGGGUUAUGGCCUGAACUACUACCGGAAGUAUUAUGGUCAUACCGCACUAUGCCAAAAACCAGCAUAGGAGAAACGCCAUAUUCACUGGUCCAUGCGACUGACGCAGUUAUAUCUGUCGAGGUCGUAGAACCCAGUUUGAGAUACUCCAAUGAGAGCGGGCCAAGCAACGACGAAAGUAGGCUACAAGAUUUGGAUGAAGCCGAAGAACGGAGAGACAUGGCCCACAUAAGAAUGGUAUCCUAG
Molecule: messenger RNA, 603 nt
Organism: Nicotiana tabacum (common tobacco)
Lineage: Eukaryota; Viridiplantae; Streptophyta; Magnoliopsida; Solanales; Solanaceae
Source: RefSeq, a predicted model, not a curated record